AUGCUUUCCAAAUGGCUCUUGCUCGGCGCCCUGCCGGCCGCCGUUCUCGCAGGAGACACGCUCUCCACCCACGGCUUCACGCCGUGUCUAAACAAUGCGUCAAUCGAAAUCAAUAAGAUGGACGUCACCUUCAACCGCGCCACCAAAAUGGUCGUCUUCGACGUCGCCGGUACGAGUACUAAGGAGCAGAAGGUCAUGGCUUCGUUGGCCGUGUCAGCGUACGGCAAGGAAGUCUACAGCAAGAGUUUCAAUCCUUGCGAAGAGGACACCUACGUCGAGCAGCUGUGUCCGGUGCCCGCCGGAACUUUCUCUGCACAAGGAGACCAGGCCAUUCCUGACCAGUUCUCAUCCAUGAUUCCUGCCAUUGCUUUCACCAUUCCCGAUUUGGACGGACAAGCCAAGAUGGAGCUGACUCCAAUGGAUGGCGGCGACGACCUUGCCUGUAUCACUUCGACCCUGACUAACCAAAAAUCCAUGAGCGUACCCGCCGUUCCUUACGUUGCCGCUGGUAUCGCAGGCGCAGCUCUCCUCAUGACUGGUGCGUCGGCUCUCGGUGCCAGCGCAGGCGCGGCCGGCGGUGUUGGCUCUGUCAGCCCGAGUCCCAACUUCUCCGAAGUCAUGGGUUGGUUCCAGUCAAUGUCCAUGACCGCCAUGAUGAGUGUCAACUACCCUUCGGUCUACACCAGCUUCGCCAAGAACUUUGGCUUCAGCAGCGGUUUGAUUGGCUGGAGUAACAUGCAGACUGCGAUCGACAACUUCAGAAAGGCUACUGGUGGCAACCUUACCGAGGCCAACUACGAAUGGUUAAUGAGCGCUACAAUCGUCCAGGACAGCGGAAGUAGCAAGUCCAAGCGUGGGCUUGAGUACGCGAACAUCUUUGCGCGCGAAGUCACAGCCACUGUCAACGGUUCUACCUCGACUACCGGCAGCGCAAGCUCGAACGGAACCACCUCUGCAAAGGAUGAAAUUAUGGAGUACGUCCACGGUGUUAAGGGGUUCGCUGAGAAGCUUUCGAUUCCUAGUACGAACACCUUCAUGACUGUCCUGCUUGUAUUCUCUAUCGUCAUCGCUUCCAUUACCGUCGGUAUCUUGCUGUUCAAGGUCAUUCUGGAAACCUGGGCGCUCUUCAGCACUUUCCCCGAAAGGCUCACCAACUUCCGCAAGCGUUACUGGUGGAUUUUGGCCAAGACGAUUACCAACUUGAUCAUGCUGCUCUACGGUGCCUGGACCCUGUACUGCGUGUACCAGUUCACUCACGGUGACUCCUGGGGCGCUCUCGUCCUGGCCGCUGUUACUUUGACCAUCUUCACGGGUGUUCUGGCAUUCUUCGCAUUCCGAAUCUGGCAGAUCGCCACCAAGUACAAGAAGCUUGAGGGUGAUACAUCCGCUCUUUUCGAGGACAAGGAGACUUGGAGGAAGUACAGCAUGUUCUACGAGAACUACCAGAAGGGAUAUUGGUGGCUUUUCGUCCCAACAAUCGCCUAUGCGUUCGCCAAGGGCGUUGUUGUCGCGGCCGGCGAUGGCCACGGUCUUGCGCAGACGUCCGCUCAACUCAUUAUCGAAGCUCUUAUGCUCAUCUUGCUCCUUUGGUCCAGACCCUACUCCCUCAAGUCCAGCAACGUCAUCAACUGUACCAUCCAGGCCGUCCGCUUUCUUUCUGUCCUCUGCGUGCUCGUCUUCGUUGAAGAGCUGGGAAUCUCGCAGACAACUCAGACCGUCACCGGUAUCGUUCUUGUCGUCAUCCAGUCUGUGUUGACUGGCGCUUUGGCCAUUUUGAUUGCUGUCAACUCCAUCAUCACGUGUAUCAAGGAGAACCCGCACAAGAAGCGGAGAAAGGAGCAGGAGAAGCUCAACCGCGAUCUCGACGACCUUACUCCUCUCGACGCACGCAACUCCCUUCUUAUGGAUCCCAUCGAGUACAAGGGCGCACGCGGCUCCAUAAUCCAGACAAAGGGCUACGACCCUGUUCCUAUGAAGGAGGGCUACGGCCACCACCUUCGCAGCAAUAGCAAGGAAAACCUUCUUACCGAUGCUGCGAGUAUGGGCUCGCGCGACGAGCGGAGCAGGAGUCCGCCGCGCGAGCGUACCCCUCGAUUGCCGGAUAUCGAAGCCGGCAACGGCGGAUAUAAGGGCGCGGCGUACUAG
This is a messenger RNA of Aplosporella prunicola CBS 121167, 2145 nucleotides long. RefSeq lists its product as uncharacterized. Gene Ontology annotation, biological process: fungal-type cell wall biogenesis; transmembrane transport. Lineage: Eukaryota; Fungi; Ascomycota; Dothideomycetes; Botryosphaeriales; Aplosporellaceae. The record is from RefSeq and is a predicted model, not a curated record. The transcript has 3 exons. Bases 1 to 2145 code for a protein of 714 amino acids.